This is a messenger RNA of Nymphaea colorata (pocket water lily), 1299 nucleotides long. Its product is annotated as probable isoaspartyl peptidase/L-asparaginase 2. The record is from RefSeq and is a predicted model, not a curated record. NCBI's taxonomy places the organism in Eukaryota, Viridiplantae, Streptophyta, Magnoliopsida, Nymphaeales, Nymphaeaceae. Gene Ontology annotation, molecular function: hydrolase activity. The coding region runs from base 61 to 1062 and encodes 333 amino acids. The transcript is spliced from 4 exons.
CGCACCACGGCGCAACAACGAGGGAGGGAGAGGGAGAGAGAGAGAGAGAGAGAGAAGAGAAUGGGAGGUUGGGCGAUCGCUGUUCAUGGUGGUGCCGGAGUUGAUCCGAGGCUUCCUCCCCAUCGUCAGGAGGAGGCCAAGCAAAUCCUCUCUCAUUGCCUCCGUCUCGGCAUCUCCGCCCUCCGAUCCUCCCUUCCGGCCGUCGACGUUGUUGAGCUUGUCGUGAGAGAACUGGAGUCGAAUCCAUUCUUCAAUGCGGGGAGAGGGUCGGCCUUGACGACCAAAGGGACGGUGGAGAUGGAGGCGAGCAUCAUGGACGGGGAGAAGAGGCGGUGCGGCGCCGUCUCCGGCGUCUCCACCGUGAAGAGCGCCAUCUCCCUCGCACGCCUUGUCAUGGACAAGUCCCCUCACUCCUACCUCGCCUUUGAUGGUGCCGAGGAGUUCGCUCGGCAGCAGGGGUUGGAAGUGGUGGACAACGAGUUCUUCAUCACAGAGGAUAAUCGAAAGAUGUUGAAGUUGGCCAAGGAGGCCAAUAGCAUUGUGUUUGAUUACCGGAUACCUCUCAUAGGACGCGAUUCCUGCGGCUUCGAGGAAGGAACCGGAGGGAUGUCAGCCAUUGAGCACGCUUUGCAGAUGAACGGGCUGCCGAUCUCCGUCUACGCGCCGGAAACCGUCGGGUGCGUGGCGGUGGACGUGCUGGGGAGGUGCGCGGCGGCGACGUCGACUGGCGGGCUCAUGAACAAGAUGAACGGCCGCAUCGGGGACUCGCCUCUCAUUGGUGCCGGCACCUACGCGUCCGACUUGUGCGCGGUGUCGGCCACGGGCGAGGGCGAGGCGAUCAUCCGGGCGACGCUCGCGCGGGACGUGUCGGCCCUCAUGGAGUACAAAGGGAUGGGGGUCAAGGAAGCGGUGGACUGGGCCAUCAGGGAGAGGCUGGAGGAGGGGAAGGGCGGCCUCAUUGCGGUUUCUAGCAAUGGCGACGUCACCUUUGGGUUCAACUGUGUGGGGAUGUUCAGGGGGUGCGCUAACGAAGAUGGGAUCUUCGAGGUCGGCGUUUGGUAGUUUCCAAAGCUCGAAUCGCAGAGUCCCGACUGCUCUGGAAGUACCAGCCGCGUCUGCUCUUCCUUUCAUAAGUUGCUUAGGUUGUGAUGCCAAGUGCUUCACUAAUUAAUCCUCUAGCUAUGGAUGUGUGUACAUAGUCGCUUCUCUAUGGAUUUGGUGUACCCAGUUAUGCAUGCGUCCGUGCUUCCAUGCUCGAGCAUGUUAAAUGAAGAUUUAUCUACCAUUGCUUAAUGAUCA